CCUAUAUGGCUCUCGGAGACGGCGGUCCAUAAAUAGAUGCCGUCCGCCUCUCCUUCCUUGGGUUGCGCAAAAGGGGCUGGAAGUGGAGCUAGGAACGCGCACUGUGGGGUUUGUUAAAGAAAUCCAGUAGCAAAUGACCAUGGACGCUCCCGGGCUUUCUUCCAGAGGGUUGCUGACCUGUCUCCUGCCUCCCCUGCUGCUGUUCUGUAGCUGGUCAGGUGCCAAAGGUCAAGAUUUGGAAGUUCUGCAGCCCUCGGGACCCUUGUCUGUGUCAGCAGGAGAGACCCUCACUCUGACAUGUACAGUAAAUGGAGUUGGUCCACCAGGAGGCGUGAAAUGGCACAAGGGGUCGGACAGAAAGCAGCCCCCCAUUUACAGUGAAAGAGGAACACCUAUCUCCCGCGUGACCAGGGUUGCUCCUGGAUCACAAACAGACUUCAGCAUCCGCAUCAGCAACAUCCGACCUGAGGAUGCCGGAACCUAUUACUGUGUGAAGUACAGAGCAGCAACCCAAGACACAGAAUUUAAAUCGGGAGUGGGCACUGAGGUUUCCGUGAUUGCCACGCCAUCCCCGCCAUCUAUCAAGGGUCCCGCCAGCAGAGUGUUAUCUGGGACCUCAGCGACUUUCAGCUGCACCUCGGAUGGGUUCUCCCCCCGAGCCAUCAAAGUCACUUGGUUGAAAGACAACACCAGGAUCACGUCCCCAGGGCCCACCAUUCUGCCAGAAGGAGACAGCAUCUCCUACCAACUGCUGAGCACCGUGCAGGUGCCACUCACAAGAGACGAUGUGAAGUCUCAGCUCACCUGCCAGAUUGAACACGAGACCUUGCGGAGUCCCCUGCGGGAGUUUUUCCAACUUGGAGAUAUCCUACGAGUUCCACCCAGAGUGAAGCUGGAAGCCAACCCAGCCAACCCCGUCCUGCUGAACGAAUCGGUGACCUUCAGCUGCAGCGCGGAAGGGUUUUACCCAGAAGACACAACCUUGGCCUUGACUCUGAACAGCAGCCUGAGUGAAACAGGAACGGCUGAGCCCAUGGCCCAGAACGGGGAUGGCACAUUCACCCUCAGGAGCUCCCUGAAGCUGAAUGCCACAGAAGACAGGAACCAGUCUGCAUUUACUUGCCUGGUUACGCAAAACUCCCAGCCUGUAGCAGCUGAAACGUCAGUGCUGAACAUCAGGGUGCCGACUGAAGGAAGUGAAAGCGUCAGUAUGGAGCCAGAUGAGAAGAAAAUCUACAUCAUCAGUGCCGUGGUUUGCGCCCUCCUGGUGGUAUUGGUGGUGGCUAUCAUCUACUUCAUCCAAGCAAGACAUAACAAGGAUAAAGAGCCCACAUCUGUGAGGCUGCAUGAAUCUGAGAAGGCUUCUGGGGGAGCAAAUCAGGAGCCUGAUCCCAACAAUGUCACCUAUGCAGACUUGAACUUCGAAAAGGCAUCCAAGAAGAGCCCCCAGCAGGUGGUCGAGAUCAGCCAGCAGUCUGAAUACGCCAGCAUCCAGACUGUCCCGCCAGCGGCCAACGACGAGAACGUUACCUAUGCAGAUUUGGACAUGGUCCACCUAAGCAAAGCUCCCAAGAGACCCGCCCCUCAGCCGGAGGAAGCCAGCUCAGAAUACGCCAGCGUACAGGUUCGGGGCAAGUGAUCCCUGGCUGCCGCCGUCGGCUCUCUGUGGCUUGCCGGCCCUUUCGCGGGGUUGUCGGAGACCUCCCUUGCUGGGGUUGGAUCCUUGGCCUUGUCUCCAGACUGGGUCUCAACUGAGGAGCAGUGGGAUUUGCCUGCCAAGGAGCGGUUCCUGCAGUUUCUUUGAGUGGAACUUAAUGUACGUAGCCAAGGUCAAGGAGGAAACUAAUCGGUGCUACACACAAUUGCAUCCUGGUACUUGGGCUAGUUCAUGGCGCCUCUUCACCCCCUGGUUAUCAGGUGGAUGGGAGGGGCCUAGACCAACUAAGGAUCUAACACAGCUUAUAUCACUGGGACCAUAACUCUCUUCUUUUGAUUCAUCCAAACACAUCACACGGAGCAAGUGGCGAGUUGUCCCCUUUGAGGCAGGCGGACCAUUCUCUUCAGCUUUGGCCAGCUGAAGGCCUUCUCUCCACUUCCUUCUGGGACAACCAAAUCCUCUCAGAUGCCACCUUGAGAAGCUUUUUUUUCCCCCACUGGGACUGAACAAAACCCAAGUUGGCAGCCCCAGCUAGCUCUGUGGGGUGGGAAGAAGCAAGUGGACGCUACCCACGUCAAGACUUGGUGG
Lacerta agilis (Sand lizard) is the source of this 2245-nucleotide messenger RNA. RefSeq names its product tyrosine-protein phosphatase non-receptor type substrate 1-like. The record is from RefSeq and is a predicted model, not a curated record. Lineage: Eukaryota; Metazoa; Chordata; Lepidosauria; Squamata; Lacertidae. Gene Ontology annotation, cellular component: plasma membrane. The transcript is spliced from 9 exons. The coding region runs from base 134 to 1639 and encodes 501 amino acids.